AUGGCUUUCGCCGCAGAGCUCGUCCUUAAAGUCGAAGACUAUGUCAAACAAUACAUGUCGAAAUACGAUGCCUCUCACGAUUUCGCUCACAUCAAACGCGUCGUUAGCAGAGCCCAUUUCAUACAUGCUCGGAUAAUUGCAAAUGCUACCACGAAGGGUCAACCUGUCCCACAAUACGAUAUGACUACCAUUACUCUUUCUGCUUUGCUACAUGAUGUUGGGGAUAGGAAGUACGUUGAUAUGGAGAAGGAAGAUCCGAAGACGAUGAUAAACGACUUGCUAUUGAAUCUUGGGGCGGAUCCUGGCCUAGCCUCGAAAGUACAGACCAUUUGUUCAGGGGUUUCACACCAUGAAGAAAUUAAAGAUCUCCAACAUGUUCAAAAUCUCAUUAUACAAUACCCCGAGCUUGCCAUUGUCCAAGACGCGGACCGCAUAGAUGCACUCGGAGCUAUAGGCAUCGGAAGGGUAUUUACAUAUGGUGGUGCGAAGACGCUCAGGCCAAUGCUCGAUUCGAUAAAUGUGUUCGAUACGAAGCUGCUCAGCUUGGAGCCUCUGAUGAAGACGGAGCCUGGCAGAGAGAUGGCACGUGAAGCGGUCAAGCGAUUGGAGAUAUUCAGGAAAUGGUGGAUAGGGGAAGUCGUAAUUGAGGAUGGGUACACACUACGCAUUACGCAGUAG
Molecule: messenger RNA, 678 nt
Organism: Sclerotinia borealis F-4128
Lineage: Eukaryota; Fungi; Ascomycota; Leotiomycetes; Helotiales; Sclerotiniaceae
Source: the annotation of a GenBank genome assembly